AUGCACAAGUUUUUAGUUCAGCUCCACGCCACUCAUGGUCACGUGGCAACGUUCUGGUUCGGGAAGACACAUUGUGUAAGCAUCGCAUCACCGGAAGCGUGGAAAGACACAGUUAAACUGUUUGACAGGCCAGUCGGAUUUUUCGAGUUCGUCAAACCUCUUUUUGGUGAGAAUAGCAUCCAGUUUGCAAAUGGAAAUUAUGGGAAACAGCGACGUAAACUUCACGAUGCUUCAUUUACACAUCAGGCUGUGAAAAGCUACUAUCCAGUUUUCCAAGAGAAAACUGAAAUUUUUAUUAGAAAGAUAAUGGCACUGCCUCCUGAAGAACACAUCCCAUUGUCGGAAUAUGUCUCUGUAUUCGUGAUGAAAUCAUUAAUGUCGGCAUUAUUUGGGCAGAAUGUAGAAAAUGACGAACAGACUGUAACUAUGUUACGCCAUUACGAAACCGUAAUGCUAGUACUGAACAAGAAGAUGUCAGCAAAUACUGAAAAGAAAAACACAUUUCAUAUAGCGUUAAAUGCAUGGCAUGAGUUCAUUAGGAAGAUUAUCCUAAAACGACGCAACGAACCAUCGGAUGAAAUGAGAGAACGUUUUUAG
Messenger RNA from Saccoglossus kowalevskii, 597 nucleotides. Its product is annotated as cytochrome P450 20A1-like. Gene Ontology annotation, molecular function: heme binding; iron ion binding; oxidoreductase activity, acting on paired donors, with incorporation or reduction of molecular oxygen. Lineage: Eukaryota; Metazoa; Hemichordata; Enteropneusta; Harrimaniidae. Gene Ontology annotation, cellular component: membrane. The record is from RefSeq and is a predicted model, not a curated record.